Molecule: messenger RNA, 2237 nt
Organism: Brachypodium distachyon (stiff brome)
Lineage: Eukaryota; Viridiplantae; Streptophyta; Magnoliopsida; Poales; Poaceae
Product: sodium/calcium exchanger NCL2
Exons: 6
Coding region: 112-1974 (620 amino acids)
Biological process (GO): intracellular calcium ion homeostasis; calcium ion transmembrane transport
Cellular component (GO): membrane
Molecular function (GO): calcium ion binding; calcium:proton antiporter activity
Source: RefSeq, a predicted model, not a curated record
GCCGGCGCGGCCGACCCACACCAACCCACCACUCGCCGGCCCGGGCUAGCUCCGACCCAUCCCGUCGUCACCGCGUCCGCGGACUUCCUAGCUUUUAAUAAACGCCGCCACAUGCUACGCCGCGAACUCAUUGCAUUCCGCUCUCGUCUCGCCCCCAUGUCGCCGCCGCCGCCGCGCCGCAUCCUGGUCCUCUUCGCAGCCCUCGUGUGCGCCGCCGUCUCUGCCCAUGGCCGACUCCUCAGCCCAGACGGGCUCCCGGGGAGCGCCUCCUCCGACGCAGCGCUCCGCCUCCCAUCGGAGCAGCAGCAGCAGCAGCCGGCGCCGCUGCGGGCGGCCGGGGAGGAGGGGUGCGAGAUGACGUACGGGUUCCUCCCGUGCACGACCACGGCGGGGGGGAACCUCUUCCUCGCCCUGGCCUACGGCUUCCUCAUGUUCAAGGCCGCCACCUACCUCUCCGCCGGCAGCGAGCUGCUGCUCGAGAUCCUCGGCCCCGGGAUCGUCGGCGGCCUCUUCCUCCCCAUCCUCGGCGCGCUCCCCGACGCCCUGCUGAUCCUCGUUUCUGGCAUCUCUGGUACUAAGGAGGUUGCUCAAAGUCAGGUUUUGAUUGGAAUGGGCUUGCUUGCGGGGUCGACAGUCAUGCUUUUAACCGUACUCUGGGGAUCUUGUGUUGUUGUUGGUAAAUGUGACCUGACAGAGGAUUCAACUCCAAUUGAUUCCCGUGAUACGAAACGCUUCAGUCUUUUUGGCUCUGGUGUUUCCACUGAUCUGCAGACCAGCUAUGCAGCAAGAAUCAUGGCGAUAUCUGUUCUUCCCUUCAUUGUUGUUCAGAUACCGAAAAUUCUGAGGCUCCAUUCUGGUCAACGUUUAACUAUCCUGCUUGGGUUUAUUGUUGCGGUGCUACUUCUGAUUACUUAUUGCCUAUAUCAGAUCUUUCAGCCAUGGAUCCAGAGGAGAAAGUUAGAGUAUUCAAGACUAAAGCAUGUAAUGUCUGGACUUCUGAGGCACGCCCAGAAGCAUGCUUUUGGUCGCCUUUUUCAUGAUGAUGGAACACCAAAUGUUCCUGUGAUAGAGAAGUAUGCCACUGGCCCACAUUGUGCCGCUUACCUACACUUGAUAAAAGAAAUUCUUUUAAAUGAUGCCGUUAAAAUUUGCAGGUUAUUUCACAAAAUUGAUCUGGACAAUGAUGGAAGGAUAGAACGUGGUGAAAUACAAGCUUUCAUAGUUGGCGUUCAGUUUGAAGAUAUUGACUUGGAUAGUAACCUGGCUGCAGACCAAGUCAUGGCUGACUUUGAUAGAUCACAGAAUAGUUUCAUCGAAAAGGGGGAAUUUGUUGAUGGGGUCUUGAGAUGGCUGGAAGAAGCUAAGCGUGCUGUUGUUGCUUCUGGUGCCUACUCAAAAAAGUUUAUGGAAGAUUUUCAUGCCACGGCAAGGGAUGAACAUGCUGCACUGCUUAACAAGGAUGAAGAGGAUGGUGAAGCUAUUGAAAAUCGAACCUGGACCUGCUUUAAGGCCGUUUUACUUUUGCUUCUGGGAGCUGCAAUGGCUGCAGCAUUUGCAGAUCCACUUGUUGAUGCCGUGCACAAUUUUUCAAGUGCUACAAGUAUACCUUCUUUUUUCAUUUCCUUCAUUGCGAUGCCUUUGGCUACUAAUUCCAGUGAGGCUGUCUCAGCAAUAAUCUUUGCUAGCCGAAAGAAGCAGCGCACUUUGUCUCUGACAUUCUCUGAGGUCUACGGUGGAGUGACCAUGAACAACACGCUCUGCCUUGCCGUGUUCUUGGCUCUCGUGUACUUGAGAGGCUUAACCUGGGACUUCUCGUCGGAGGUCCUGGUCAUCUUCCUCGUGUGCAUCAUAAUGGGUCUCUUCACCAGCUUCCGGACCAAGUUCCCGCUCUGGACGUGCUUCGUCGCCUUCCUUCUGUAUCCCUUGUCGCUGCUCAUGGUCUACAUCCUUGACUACAAGUUUGGCUGGUCGUAGUCAGCCUGACCUCAGUAGUGAUUAGUGAGGAUACGUCUGAUGUAGAUGGGAGAAAUGUAGGCAUGAACCACUUGUCUGCUGCUUGUAAACCUCAUCGGGUAUCAGUGUUAGCUGGGAUCGAUGGAUUGCUGGCUUCGUACAGCGUGACAAAAUGCAUACUUCGGACAGUCACUAAUAAGCUAAGAUGGACUCUGUAAUACGACAUAUUUAUGUUCGGAACACCAGAAACGGUGUCACUUACUCACUUCUCCGGUCUAAGAUAA